AUGGAAAUUGAUGAAAAGGAUGACGAAAGACCAGGAACAAGUAUUUCAGAUAUUUCAGACGAUGAAAUAAGUGAGGCCGAAGAAUUGAAGGAACAUACCUACAAAGUGUUGGGACAUGACACUUUCGUAAAUUUAAAGAGAAUCCAUGUUGUACCAACAUGGGUUAAACAAGGUGAAACAUUUGCAUCGGAACUGAAUAAAGAAAGUUGUGCAGAGCUUGAUUUUGUCAAAGGUUUACACCCUUUACUUGCAUGUCGUGUCAGAGAGCACCUCAGGCAAUGGUAUCCUGUCCAGCGGACAGUUCUUCCACAUCUCGUGGCUGCAACCAACACUUGUUCGAUUUUUCCUCCAAGAGAUUUAGUUAUUAGUUCUCCAACGGGUAGUGGUAAAACUUUGUGUUAUGUAAUUCCAAUUUUAAAUGCCUUGCGUGCAUGCACAAUGAUGGAUUGUCUUUUUGCACUGAUUGUAGUACCAGUACAGAAUCUUGUUGAUCAAAUAGAAAAGGAGUUCAAAAAAUAUAACGUUUUCAAUGUGUGUAUCGUUUCACUUUGCGGUAGUCAUGAUGUUAAUGUUGAAAGACAGCAGCUCGAAAGUGCAAAUAUAGUGAUAGCAACGCCAGGUCGUUUGAUGGAGCACAUAACUGAUCUGGAUUUUCCGGCCGAUUUUACACACUUAAGAUAUUUAGUAGUGGAUGAAGCAGAUCGCAUGUCACAUACAGCUCGUAUCGAAUGGCUUAACAAUCUCGAAGCUGCUGCGAAUUAUAAUCAUAACUGUGUCACAAUUGAUGAUCUUUAUAACGCAAGUUUCUUGCAAAAGAUACUCUUGUCUGCUACCUUAUCUUUAGAUGUUGAAGACCUGCAUGAAUGGCGUCUUCGGCAUCCUUGUCUAUUCAAAGCAGUGAAAGAAGAUGUUGUCGUAACGAAUGAGUUAAGCUUGAACAGUGUUAUCAUCCCAAACUCAUUAAAGAUCGAGUAUAUUGUUUGUGAUACAAAAUUCAAACCGCUUGUAACACAUGAACGAAUCGAGGGACGAAAAUCUUGGAAAAAAAUUUUAAUAUUUGUUAACAGCAAGUUAGCUAGCUAUCGACUCGCAGUACUAUUGAAAAUGCUUAGUGUUGGGAAGUAUCAAGUCGAAGAACUCUCAUCAAAUCUUUUUGGUAAUCGUCGACAGAAAGUAUUAGCAAGGUUUAGAAAAGGAACCACAAGAGUGCUUAUUUCAAGUGAUGUCUUGUCUCGCGGGAUUGAUGUUAUGGACAUUGAUGUCGUAAUUAAUUAUGAUAGACCACUUAAUGAGAAAUUAUUUGUUCAUCGAGUGGGGCGAACAGCAAGAUGUGGCAAGAAGGGAAGAGCCAUUUUCCUUAUUACAGCUAAAGAAAAAAAAGAUUUCCAAGCUACCCUUCAAACAGUUUCUUUUACCGGAAAGGUUAAAGAAAGGAAUUUUGAAGGUGUGAAAGAUGCUGAAACAGGAGAACUAUAUGGACAAGCAUUAACAAAGCUUAAAGAAACUUUACAAAAUACACAAAAGGCGAGCAUCAGGAAGAAUGGAAGUUUCAAAAAGCGAUGGAAGAAAGUUACGAAAUCAUGA
Molecule: messenger RNA, 1584 nt
Organism: Brugia malayi
Lineage: Eukaryota; Metazoa; Nematoda; Chromadorea; Rhabditida; Onchocercidae
Product: DEAD/DEAH box helicase family protein
Exons: 11
Coding region: 1-1584 (527 amino acids)
Cellular component (GO): nucleus
Molecular function (GO): nucleic acid binding; ATP binding
Source: RefSeq, a predicted model, not a curated record